Molecule: messenger RNA, 1520 nt
Organism: Ilex paraguariensis (yerba mate)
Lineage: Eukaryota; Viridiplantae; Streptophyta; Magnoliopsida; Aquifoliales; Aquifoliaceae
Source: the annotation of a GenBank genome assembly
GUUAACAACUUUCCCGAUAAAAUUCUCUGGAUUGCUUUCUAUAUAAUGUUUAAGAAAGCACUUUGGUUUUGAUCAUCGGCCGCAGACUAUGCUGGUGAGAAAAUGACGUCGAAUUCUGGCGGACCAAGCGGAUUUCUAGCUAGAAAAGCAAGCGAAGCUCGCCGGAAAAGGCUGGACAUUGAACGGGCGAAGUCUUUCAUUUUGAUGAAUAGAUUGGAGCCGUUGAAUGAUCCGAAGUUCGGGACUGACGAUGAUUGUUCGGUGAAAAAGAGGCGGAUAGGUUUUACGGAAGUUACAUCGAGCGACCCACCGAAUGCUACUGGAAAAGACUCCAAAAUCGACCUCGGUGCCGGAAAGUUGAAUAAUGAACUGCCGAUGUCGGAUUCGGGGGAGUCGUCUUCUCAUUCUUCAGAGAGCGGUGGUGCGCCGGUGGAAAUAGUAGUUAGAGAAGGCGAAGUAUGCGUUGGGGAAGAGUCGGAGCCGGUGGGCUUGACGUGUUUAUCUUAUGGAUCGAUCUCUAUGUUAGGACGGAGGAGAGCGAUGGAGGACGCAGUGACGAUGGAGCGGGGGAUGGUCGCAGGGAAGUUCAUGUUCUUUGCCGUGUACGAUGGUCACGGUGGGUCUAGCGUCGCUAAUGCCUGCCGUGAUCGGUUACACCACCUGGUGACGAAGGAGAUAGAAGGAAGGACGUCGCCGGAGGGACGGACACCCGCCUGUGGUGGGGGGAUUGAGUGGGAGAAGGUGAUGAAGACUUGUUUUGCGAAGAUGGAUGAGGAAGUGAGUGAGAGAGCUGGUGGUGGGAAUGAAGUGGAGGUGAGAGAUGGCCCGUCAAUGUCGGUGACGAAACUGGGUUCGGUGGGUUCGACGGCGGUGGUGGUAAUUCUGGGGAAGGAGGAGCUGGUGGUGGCAAAUUGUGGGGAUUCCAGGGCGGUUCUCUGUCGUGGCGGGGUUGCUGUGCCUUUGACGAAUGAUCAUAAGCCUGACAGGCCAGACGAAAAGGAGAGAGUUGAAGCCGCAGGAGGAAGGGUCAUAGAAUGGAAUGGCUCCCGCGUCCUAGGAGUGCUUGCUACUUCAAGGUCAAUUGGAGAUUAUUAUCUAAAGCCUUACGUGAUCAGUGAGCCAGAGGUUACUAUGAGUAUGCGAACCGAGUUAGAUGAUUUCCUUAUAAUAGCGACAGAUGGUUUAUGGGACGUGGUGUCCAAUGCAGUGGCGUGCAAACUCGUAAGAAAGUGUUUUGAUGGCCAAUAUGGGAUGAAAUCCUCCGAUAGAAAUUGUGCUACGGACGCAGCAUCAAUGCUAGCCGGUUUGGCCAUGGCAAAAGGGGCCAAAGACAACAUCAGUGUCAUAGUAGUUGAGCUGAAGAAGUCAACUUGCACCGGCACUUGAUCAUGUUCACUUUGGUUUUUUUCUUUCUGUACUGUUUAGAGUUGAAGGUUUGAUGUGCAAAGAAGUUUUUAAGUUUUGUACUAACUUGGUGUCUGCCGUUAGCUUGCUGUAAUGUUUGAUUAAAGUUUAAUGUA